AUGGCGGCAACUGCUCCAGCAUUACAAGUGUUUUUAGAGUGGUCACAAGCUACAUUUCCAAUAAGAUUAUGUUUUAUUAUUCCCAGACUUGAAAAUGAAUUUAACACUCCCAUAACUAAUAAUUUAGAACACGGGAUAGUUUCUGACAUUAGUGUUCAAGAUAUUCCAGACAAGGGUUUAGGUUUUAUUACUAAUCGUGAAGUCGAUCGUGACAAUUCAAUAGUAGUAUUUAUCCCUAGUAAACUUUUAUUAAAUGCGACGCAAGUUAGAAAAUAUGCAAAAGAGAAGGCACCGAAACUUGAAGAAACUUUUCAAGCUUUACAUAAUAAUGGUAGAAUGUUGAAUGAACGUUUAAUACUUAUGUGUUUUUUAUUACAUGAACGUAUUGGUAGUAAUGAUUCACCUUCUUUAUGGAAAGCAUAUGUUGACAUUUUACCACGUACACUUCAUACACCAUUAUUUUAUGAUUAUACAUUAAGAGCUUGUUUAAAUGGUACAAGUUUAGAAGCAGCAAUAGAUGCGAAAAUCAAAAAAUUACAAAGAGAAUAUAAUACUCUUAGACCAUACUUUAAUAGAUGGUCAACUCAAGGAAUUAAUAAUAAUUUUAAUGAUGGUCAUGAUGUAAUCACUUUUGAACAUUAUCGAUGGGCUGAUGGAGUAUUUUGGUCUAGAAUAUUAUCAUUUGGUAGUCGUUUUGAAGAUAUUUCAACUGAAUCAAAUUUAUUAAAUUCUAAUAUAGAUGAUUAUCAUUUAGUACCAUAUCUUGAUUUCGCGAAUCAUUCUUUAACUCCAUGUUCAAGGUGGGAACUUACAAUUGAAGGUGAAGGAAUUGAACUUAUUUUAACAAAACCUGAUACACCAGAACAAAUUUCUCCUGGUACAGAGAUUUGUAUUUCUUAUGGGGAUAAACCAAAUUCAGAAUUAUUAUUCGUUCAUGGAUUUACUUUAAGUGAUAAUCCUUGGUCAGCUAUUUCAUUCCCUGUACCAUUUUUUGAUGAUGAUGAAUUGGUUAAAAUAAAAAUGAAUUUUAUGCAAUUUCAUGGAAUUAAACAUUUGGUAUCAGUAACUAGAAAAAAAGGUGGAGCGGAAUUAACACAAGAUUCUACUAGAGCUAUGUGGAUAAGUGUAUUAACUGAAGAUGAUGGAUUAAAAUUUACACAAAGUUCUGAUAGUGAAAAUUGUGUGGAAUUAAUUAUUGGUGAUAAAGUAAUUUCUACACUUGAAGAUUUAGAUAAUGUAAUUAAUGGAUUAGAUUUUUAUCCAAUAAUUGAAUGGCGAGUAGUAGAUUCUGUAUUAGAUAAUGUGGAAAAUCUUUUAUCAUAUCUUAAACAGGCAAAUGAAAAAGUAUUGAAAAUGAUGGAAAAUGAGAGAAAUUCUCGUGAACUAGAAUAUAUUAGAAUAUAUCGAGAGGAUGAACAUAGAUUUUUGGAAUACGCAGUUGAAGAUUUUACAAGAAAACGUGAAUCUUUAAUGUCAGAUGAAAUAGUACAACGUUUUAUAGAUUAUUGA
Molecule: messenger RNA, 1509 nt
Organism: Diversispora eburnea
Lineage: Eukaryota; Fungi; Glomeromycota; Glomeromycetes; Diversisporales; Diversisporaceae
Source: the annotation of a GenBank genome assembly